AUGAGUAAGAUCAACGCUGCGGGUACGGGAGCGAAAACAGUCACCGGCAGGAAAAACAAUGCUCUUGCGGUGCCGCUAUCAGGUGCAGGAGGAACACCGGUGGGUUCAACUAUAAUCUGCAGAAGGAAUUGUGAGAUACAGAAGGCGAUGGUCACUCCAGUUAGCUUGGAUGGGGCAGACGGAUCGAUCAAGCCGAUGAAUAGCCCAUGUUUGAUUGACUAUAGCCGCACUUUUAGCAAUGUUGCAAAGUUUCGCGGACGGUCGUGGAAAGCAAGAACAAACCGGCGAGAAGGCCUCUAUCAGGCUGAGCUCCAUGGAAGCUCGGUAAGAAAACUUGCCCUACAUUUUCCAGUGUCGCUAUCAAAUGGGGAGGGCACCCCGGAGCAAUACAUGGCAAGGCAACUUGCGGCAAAGGAGUUUAACAAGACGUGUGAUAUCGAACGACCGGAGAAGGCCCAACACUUGAAGCGAAAGCGAUUCACACUUCCGUAAAUCCACUGAGUCUGGUUGCUUGUCUUGUCCAUUGUAAAUCAUCAAACUGUGUCUUCCGAUGUCCUUCUCUGCCGACAUCCGAGAACACCGCGAAAUAGAGGGUGCAAAGGCUCGUAAUAGGCCCGAAUACCUGACUUAAUCGUGAGCGCUCUCAGCUCUCACAUACGAUAGUGAAUUGUUGGAGUCGGACUGGGC
Molecule: messenger RNA, 687 nt
Organism: Fomitiporia mediterranea MF3/22
Lineage: Eukaryota; Fungi; Basidiomycota; Agaricomycetes; Hymenochaetales; Hymenochaetaceae
Exons: 2
Coding region: 1-492 (163 amino acids)
Source: RefSeq, a predicted model, not a curated record